AUGUCCUCAGGUGUCUACAAUCAUCCCAACAGCCCAAUUGAUGGCGACGAGCACCCAGAAUCAAACGGAGAUGCACAAAUUAAUGAGGAACGCACGAUUCGCAUUCUGUAUGCGACUGAAACCGGUACGGCUCAGGAUACCGCUGACAAAAUUGCGAGAGCGUGUCGGCGAAUUCACUUCCAAUGCCAGGUAACAAAUAUGAACGCAUAUCCUCCUUCAGAGCUAAUUUCGGAGCACCUCGUCAUAUUCGUAGUUGCGACGACGGGUUCUGGAAUAGAGCCGCGAUCGAUGACACCUACGUGGAAUAUGCUUCUGCGUUAUGAUUUACCGGAAGAUUUAUUUGAAGAUAUCGAUUUCUGCGUAUUUGGCCUUGGGGACACAGCAUAUGAAAGAUUCUGUUGGCCUGCGAAGAAGCUCUCCCGAAGAAUGUUGAGCCUCGGAGCAAACGAAAUAUGUAGUCGAGGAGAAGGAGACGAGCAGCAUCAUUUUGGUGUAGAUGGAGCGUUAGAUCCUUGGAUUGACCUGCUGCUCGAUACCCUGUUGGAUUUGUAUCCUUUAUCUCCCAGCACUCAUACUCGUGAAGCGGAUCAACUAUAUCUACCACGAGUUUCCAUAUGCGAUGACCCUUCAGGGAAGAAAUACGACUCAAUAAAAUCUCUGGAGUCAAAUCCAGGGUACCACAACGCGACUGUCAAAUGCAAUCAGCGGAUAACAGCGGAUGACUGGUUUCAGGAUGUAAGGCAUUUAGAGUUUUCCUUCGAACGUGAUAUACAGUAUAAACCUGGAGAUGUCGCAGUGAUUCAUCCUCAAGCAUCUUCAGCUGAUGUAGAUGCCUUCCUCUUGUCGGUGGGGUGGUCAAAUAUCGCUGAUGAGGCACUGCUGAUACAGCAUACAAUGCUGGAUCAAACUUUUCCUCGUUCUGUACCAAAUAGAACAACAUUGAGGAUUUUAUUCACUAAUUAUCUAGACUUCAAUGCAGUACCUCGCCGGUCUUUUUUUCAGUUGCUGCGACAUUUUGCGACCGGCGAGUUAGAGAAAGAGAAACUCGAUGAUUUUGUUUCCACAGAGGGUGCAGAUGAUUUAUACGACUAUUGUUAUCGUGUCAAGCGUACUAUCUACGAAGUCCUAUCCGAGUUUCGGUCUGUAGUGAUCCCCAGAGAUUACAUAUUCGAUCUUUUCCCUCCCAUGCGUCCGCGGCAGUUCUCUAUUGCGAGCUCCAUCCAGCAACAUCCUCGAGAGAUACAUCUUUGUGCAGCUAUUGUUCGAUAUAGAACCAAGCUCAAAAUCCCACGUAAAGGAGUAUGUUCGACUUUUCUUGCUGCACUCCGCCCAGGUGAUACUCUCUGCAUUGGCAUUGAAAAAGGGUUCAUUAGCCUUCCUCAAGAUGUAUCUACACCAAUGAUUUGCGUCGGGCCUGGAACGGGCGUUGCUCCGAUGCGCGCCGUGAUUGAAGAGCGGAUUCACACUGGCUCGACAGAGACCGUCUUAUAUUUUGGCUGUCGAUCUGCUACAAAGGACCAGCAUUAUUUGAAAGAGUGGAAGGCAUACGCAGAAAGCGGACAACUCACUUAUCGUGUCGCAUGCUCUCGUGAUGGUCCUGAGGGUGUAAAACGAACUUACGUGCAGGAUCUCAUCUUUGAGGAUGGCAAGCGCAUAUGGGAACUUGUGGGCGAAAAGCGGGGAUGGAUCGUAAUUUCUGGAUCGUCGAAUAAGAUGCCUGCAGCUGUCCGGGCAGCAUUGAAGGAGAUCAUAAAAACACACGGGGGAAAAACAGAGGAGGCGACGGUCGAGAUUUUGGCUGGGAUGGAGCGGGAAGGGAGAUUGAUUGAGGAGUGCUGGAGCUGA
Serpula lacrymans var. lacrymans S7.9 is the source of this 1845-nucleotide messenger RNA. RefSeq lists its product as uncharacterized. The transcript is spliced from 10 exons. Gene Ontology annotation, molecular function: flavin adenine dinucleotide binding; FMN binding; NADPH-hemoprotein reductase activity. Lineage: Eukaryota; Fungi; Basidiomycota; Agaricomycetes; Boletales; Serpulaceae. Bases 1 to 1845 code for a protein of 614 amino acids. The record is from RefSeq and is a predicted model, not a curated record. Gene Ontology annotation, cellular component: cytosol.